AACCUCCUUUCCGUCCUCAAGGUUCAUCUCUGUCGGAAAACCGCUUUUCCGCCCCUCGAAACCGCAGGAAACCGGUUUUCCGCCUACCCCACCAUAGAAAACCACCUUCUUCUUCUUCCAGGUAGACGGUUUCGUCCACAACCAGCGGUUUCCGUAUAUCUUAUUGACCGCAUUGUUUUCUCACGAAACCGCGUGCUGACGUGAAUACGUUAUUUUAUUAUUUAUUGCCAUUUCGAUCUUGCUUUUUGUGGAAAUUACAAUCUAGGGUUCUUUUAUCCUUCGGAUUUCUGCUCCUACUUUUCGGAAAUUAAGGUUUUGUUUUGUAUUGAUUUUGAAAUCGAGUCUUUUAAAUCGAUUCUGAUUAGGGGUUUUGGGGGAAUUAGGGUUUUCCAGAAGCUAGCAUCGGUGGAAUUUGGGUUGUAGGGGUACUUAUCAAUCAGGAAAUAUUCGUUUCUUGUUAGAAUUCUCAUUAAAAUGGGUUUUUUCUGUACAAUUUCUCUUUCUGAUUCUGGGUGUGUCGUUUUCCGGUGGAAAUUAGGGUUUCGAGGGAGUGAUCGGCGGUAAAAAAAAUCAGGGGAUAUUUGUAAGCUUCGUCUAUGAGCUGGUGGCUUUUGUGUUUCUUAAUCUGAGGUGGGCUUUUUAAGUGUAGUAUCCGAAAUUCAAGUCUAUUGUGGACUUCCAUGUUGGUGGUGUUAGAGGUCUGAAUGUGGUGAUGGGAUUGGUGCUUUUUCGGGGAAUGAAUUUCUGCAAUUCUAAUUCUCUGAUUUUAUUGUUCAUGUGCUCAUGAAGGCCAGGCUUAAGUGAAUGUGUCUGGCUGAGGUGGGUAGAUGAAGAAGAACAGAUUUUGUUUUCCGGUUGUUUUAUUGACUGGAAAAUCUGACUUAUCCCAAAGGAAGUGGGAAUCGAUAUGUGAUUUGUUUCAGUGAAUUAUAUCUGAAAUCUGAACAGUGAUGGCCUCAAGGGUCAGGCCAGUCCUGCUAUUUUUGGUGAUUUGUAUAGCGCUCUAUGGUUCUGCUGUAGCGGAACCUGAGAAGGAAGUCAUACAAAGGAUAAGGACUGCUCCUCGUAGGAACUUAGAAAGUAGUGUUAUAGAUGGUACUGGUACGGAGGCAGCUUUUAGUGGUACUGAAGAUGGUCUCCAUGGUCUUGAUGAGAGGAAAGGUGGAAGUGGUAGAGUUUCUGCGUCCACGGUUGCGUGGUUUACUCUUGCAAUGGCAGCGGCAACAGGGUUGGGUGCAAUACCAUUCUUCUUUGUGGAGCUAGAGCCGCAAUGGGCGGGAGUGUGCAAUGGAAUGGCUGGUGGGGUGAUGUUGGCUGCAAGCUUUGACCUCAUACAGGAAGGGCAGACCUAUGGUAGUGGCAACUGGGUUGUGAUUGGGAUCCUGUCUGGAGGCGUUUUCAUUUGGCUCUGUAAGAAGUUUCUGGAACAAUAUGGGGAAGUAAGCAUGUUGGACAUAAAAGGUGCUGAUGCAAGCAAGGUUAUUCUUGUUAUUGGGAUAAUGACUCUUCAUUCGUUUGGGGAGGGAUCAGGUGUUGGAGUCUCCUUUGCUGGCUCUAAAGGACUUUCUCAAGGCCUUCUAGUAACCUUGGCUAUAGCUGUGCAUAAUAUCCCGGAAGGACUAGCCGUGAGCAUGGUUCUUGCAUCUAGAGGGGUUUCUCCACAGAAGGCAAUGUUGUGGAGCGUGAUUACAUCUCUACCUCAGCCCAUUGUUGCGGUCCCCUCAUUCAUAUGUGCUGAUGCUUUCCACAAGUUCUUGCCUUUCUGCACGGGCUUUGCUGCUGGGUGCAUGAUCUGGAUGGUAAUUGCAGAGGUUCUCCCGGAUGGGUUCAAGGAAGCCUCACCAUCUCAAGUUGCAUCUGCCGCUACGCUUGCUGUCGCAUUCAUGGAAACUCUCAGCACAGUCCUCCAGUCUUUUAGCCAUGGCUACAGCUCCGAGGAUGCUUCGGGCUUCCUUGUUUCCUUACUCUUUGGUCUUGGGCCAUUGCUUGGUGGCUUCAUUCUCGUUGCUUUUGCCCUUUCCUUCUGUUGUCAACACUCCCUCCUAACUGCUCUGGCAUCCGGCAUUGCCUUCGUCCUUGCUGCCUGGCGGCCCCUGCAGCUAUUUUUGUCUUCAAAAAUGGGGUUCCUCACCAUCUCAUUGCUCCUAGCCGCAGGCUCCGUCUUCUACCAUGUGUCAACCUCUGGUAUCUUGAGCCUCGCACGGCGCAAAAAGGUUUCCGUCAAUGACCUUUCAUCGACCACCAGCCUCUCGGUGAGUGCUCUCACGCUCCAGUCAUUCUUAGCAUGCGGGGCCAUUGCCUUGCAUGCUUUGGCGGAGGGGCUUGCGCUCGGCGUAGCUGCGCCGAAAGCCUAUGGCCUAGGCCGCCACAUGGUCCUUCCAGUCUCUCUCCAUGGCCUCCCCCGUGGCGCGGCCGUUGCGAGCUGCAUCUUUGGGGCCACCGACAGUUGGCGCGGAGCCCUUGCCACCGCGGCCCUGACAGGCUUUGCAGGGCCGUCCUCGGCGAUCGGGGCGAUACUUGCAGGCAUCGACUACAGUGGGCUCGACCAUUGGAUGAUCUUUGCAUGUGGGGCGCUGCUCCCGAGCUUUGGUGUCAUUGUCAGGCGUGCUGUGAAGUUGGACCUGCGGAGGAGCAUCUACGGACUCGUGAUCGGGACGGGGUUCGCAUGCGUGUGCCUAACGUGCACCAGGUUGGUUUGUUUGCACACACCUUACUGCAAUUCGGCUCCGGAGGCCGUGACAUGAUGUGGCAAGUUGGUGAGAACCGUUGAGUGCCAAUGCUUGUGGUGGGGUAAGAUCACACCUCUGCUGAAUUUGUAGAGUCAAAAAAAAAAAAGAAAAAAGAAAAAAAAAAGGGAGAGUAUAUUUCAUUGUUCAGUUCUUGAGGAUAUUUGAAAUUUAUAGGAGGAUUUGGCCUAAUUUCGCUGGAAUGAUCAUAGCCGUUGGUUUGAUCUACUAAUGUUAUGAUUUAAAAAAAAGAAACAAAAGAAAAAAAUGGAUCUACUGGUGGGUUGAUCAUGUCUCGGAUCUGGAGGUAAGAGGAUUCGUGGAGCACAUGCUGUUGCGGGCAUGCAUGUGUAACAUCUGGACCGUUAAUCAGGUGGGACUCACUGUGAGGAUGCAAUGUAGUGAAAAUUCGGCAGUCCGCUCGUUAGGUGGGCCGCAUAUGGAGUUGGGUU
Molecule: messenger RNA, 3178 nt
Organism: Magnolia sinica
Lineage: Eukaryota; Viridiplantae; Streptophyta; Magnoliopsida; Magnoliales; Magnoliaceae
Product: putative zinc transporter At3g08650
Exons: 6
Coding region: 951-2744 (597 amino acids)
Biological process (GO): zinc ion transmembrane transport
Cellular component (GO): membrane
Molecular function (GO): zinc ion transmembrane transporter activity
Source: RefSeq, a predicted model, not a curated record